Molecule: messenger RNA, 687 nt
Organism: Blumeria graminis f. sp. triticale
Lineage: Eukaryota; Fungi; Ascomycota; Leotiomycetes; Helotiales; Erysiphaceae
Source: the annotation of a GenBank genome assembly
AUGGGCCGCGAACUCCAGAAGAAGAAGAAACGUUCCUCGCUUCCGCGCGUGCGAAGUCGAAGGCCAGCCAAGAAGAUUAACCCUCUGGGCAAUGCUAUCAUUGCCGCCAACUGGGAUCAUGAUGCGACACUGAUGCAGAACUACGCACGUCUCGGUCUCACGGCGCGACUCAACGCAGCGACGGGUGGCGUCGAAAAAUGCCAGGCCGGUCCAACAACUUCCACAACACAGCAACGCCUUGCUGUUGCCAAUCUCCGCCCGAACUUGCUCGAGCCAGGUGAGGCGCGUGUCGAGCGCGAUCCUGCAACAGGUAAAAUUUUGCGCGUCAUUCACGCUGCAGAUGGCCCACCUAAUCCUCUUUGUGACCCUCUCGGCCCUGAUUCUGAGGCGCUGGGUAUGGGCACGCAUGGCGAAAGACUUGAAAGCUGCCCUUCUACGGCCCCAAGUGCUAACCCAGUCUUACGAUUGCUCGAAGAGCAGGCCGGCCGCGGAGUGACCAAGACAAAACGCAAACAAAGUGCGCGAGAGCAAGAAUGGAUAGGACAGCUCGUAGCCAAAUACCAGGAUGACUACAAUAAGAUGGCCAGAGAUCGAAAGCUAAACCCACUUCAACAGACGUCAUCAGAUAUAAGAAGAAGAGUACAAAAAUGGAAGGCCGAUUCCGCUCCAAUCCUCGAAGUCAUAUAA